AUGACUGACGCCUUUCGACGCAUUUUGCCUGGUCAUCAAGACAUAACUUCACCACCACCUGAUCAAGUCUUUCCAAGCACACUCACUCUGCGCGACUUACACACACUUGGAGAUUUUGUCAUACAGCCUACGGACAAUCUACUUCAACAUCUUUUAGUGCAAAAACACCGGAACAGGAAGAUGCGACCCACGGUAUACGUUUUCUUCAAUGUAUCUGCUAUUUCCAAGCUACAGACAUGGAAUGAGCCAUUAAAUGGUGUUCAUUUCGACGACCCCAAGUUCCUUGAAGAGACUCUUCAAACAUUAGCUCUUCUGCUCCCAUCUUACGAUGAACAUACCCAAAGCUGGUUUAUGAAGUAUUGCAAGAAGAUGCAGCGCAAUUUGCCACGCAACAGUCUACCUGCAAUUGACCGUCGUGCUGGACGACUGCCUUUUGCUUCAAGGCGUAAAGUUGGUUAUUACUACUGGCUCCCACGACUGCUAGAUUUGGAAAAGGAGUUUGCAAACUCAUCCCCGAGAACUCUGAGACAAUUCUUGCGUGACCGUCGGCGUUACCGUGAACUGACUCUAUACUGGGUAGCUGUCAUCGCCCUAGUGCUGACUCUGAUAUCAUCAUUGACUGGUGUGGUAUCCGCCAUUGUUGGUGGCUUGGCUCUGAGGGGGGGCAAAGAUGGCAAAGGGUCACUCGAUUCAGCUUGCUGUUGCCGCGACGUAGACUCCAUUACAAAUAUCUUAACGGUAGCAAGUGUGAUUACGGCGCCUGCGCCUGGGAUGACUCUUGAGCCAGCUCGUAUCAUAGAUCCAUCCCAGACAAUGAUUGUCACGGUAAGAAUUACUACUACAAUUACAGUGGCCGGGGCGUGA
Molecule: messenger RNA, 864 nt
Organism: Colletotrichum abscissum
Lineage: Eukaryota; Fungi; Ascomycota; Sordariomycetes; Glomerellales; Glomerellaceae
Exons: 2
Coding region: 1-864 (287 amino acids)
Source: RefSeq, a predicted model, not a curated record